AUGGAGAGCGAUUUAGCAUCGAUGAAUAGUGAUGUCCACGCUGCCAAGCAGCGCCAGUCGAAACGAAUGUCGCUUGCAUGCGAAAAAUGCCGUGUUCUGAAAGUGAAAUGUAUUCGACUUGAGGAAGGACAGCCUUGUACCAAAUGCGCAAGAUCUCAGUCUCAAUGCAUAGUUCCGGAGUCGAAACGGCCUCCUCGACCCCCGCAACGGAAGACACCGCGACUGGUCGAUCUCGAGUCUAAACUUACUUAUAUCCUCGGUCGACUUGACGCACCUGCUAACGUCGCAAAUUCUAUCACCCCAAGCUCUAAGCCCUCAGCAAUUGCAGAAUAUGUUGAAAACCAAAGCCAAGUUCACCUAACAACAGAAGGAAUAGGUCAGGAACGCUUGACAGAUAAUUUUAUCGAAACUUUUAGGCCCAGCAAAAACCUCAAUGCUACCGAGAUGGCAUGGGAGCUUUCGGAUAGUGUGGAAAACGCGUGGAUCACUGAUCUGGGGCUUAGUUCAUCCGUGCUACAGCAUCAUCUUGACAACUUCCGCGGAAUAAAAUCUUAUUUCCCGUUUGUGCUGCUCCCAGAGGGUAUGAGAGCCACUUCAAUGGCCGAGGAUAGGCCGUUUCUAUUGCUUGCAGUUGUCGCAAGCUCCUCGUCCAAAUAUCCUCACUUACAAAAUGCCCUAAUUGGGAAAAUAAAAGAAAUCAUUAGUCAUCGGGUCGUCAUAGCUGAUCAAAGGACUGCUGAUGUCCUCGACCAACGAACUGGCACCCAUUUGCAAGGUUCCCCUUCGAGCUCCCAACAACCAGGACAGAGUGAACUUUGCAGCCGAGAAGCAUGCCAUGGUUACCAUGCUGUCAAGAUCAGAAUUCACGAAAUGGGUCUGGUCUAUCAAUACGGUCAGAGAAGACCACUGUUUUCGAGAGGUUCAAAGGAUUCAGAAAUGCCAUCUGCGCCUCCGAUGGUCAUUGAUAACUUGGUGAAAUGUGUCAGUUCUACCAAAGAAUAUCUGGAUAAUUUCCUUGCAAUUCCCACCAAAGAGUACAGCGUCUUGCCAAUUGCAAUUUGGUACCAGGUUAUUUUGGCACUAUUUGUGCUAUACAGGCUAUCUGUUGGACUCUCAGAAGUGCCUGAAUGGAACACAGAUAUCGCUCAAGUAACCGUGGACCUCGAAGUAUAUCUCACUUUGCUGACUUCUCGCCUGAAGUCCAUUCAACCAGACGGGCUGUCGCAAAGUAGUUGCCUCUUUGCAAUGUUUCCUAAAAUUAUGGAAUCUGUAAAAGCUUCGUACACGUCAGCAAAGGGUCAUCCUGCUCCGGUUCGCGAUGGUAUCCGUGCACAUCAAAAUUUUGAUGAACCAGGUGGCAAAGCCUUCUCUGGUCGAGAAAAUGGGCAGUCCCGCUGCCCUGGAUUCCAGAACUUGAACAGGAACCCUUCCAUUGCUCCGGGGCCCAUUAGCUCUACUGACCAUUGUGCACAACUAAGCUCUAUCGCCGUGGAAAUUGAGGGCAUCGAAAACGACAUGCUCUGGAGUGAUCUCUUAAUAAAUAAUGCUCUCUAUGACAUACCUAGUACAUGA
Messenger RNA from Aspergillus tanneri, 1572 nucleotides. RefSeq names its product Zn(II)2Cys6 transcription factor domain-containing protein. Gene Ontology annotation, biological process: regulation of DNA-templated transcription. NCBI's taxonomy places the organism in Eukaryota, Fungi, Ascomycota, Eurotiomycetes, Eurotiales, Aspergillaceae. The coding region runs from base 1 to 1572 and encodes 523 amino acids. Gene Ontology annotation, cellular component: nucleus. The transcript is spliced from 5 exons. The record is from RefSeq and is a predicted model, not a curated record. Gene Ontology annotation, molecular function: zinc ion binding; transcription cis-regulatory region binding; DNA-binding transcription factor activity, RNA polymerase II-specific.